AUGGACGAAGGCACUGCCAGCGAGGCGAUCCCAGAUUUGAGAGACAUAGAGGUGAAAAUCGGUCGGAAGACCCCGGAGGGUUUGCUCAAGUGGCUGCGGGACGAGGCGUCCUUCCAUCGCGGAGACGCCAAACUCAGCGCUGCCAACGACGCCAGGAAGGAGCGCGACACGGGCAAGAAGAGCCUGGACGAAAAAAUCCGAAAAUUAAAAGUGGAGAUGGCUCACUUGCGCUCAGUGGACGUCAAAAUCCUUCAGCAGCUGCUGGCCGUGCACGAGGGCAUUGAGGCGGUGAAAUGGCUGCUGGAGGAACGCAGCACGCUGACCAGCCGCUGCAGCAGCCUCACCAGCAGCCAGUACAGCCUGGGAGAGGGCCCGGACACCUCCUGGAGAGGCUCCUGGAGCAGCCUGCAGGACCCCCACGAUAAGCUGGACAACAUCUCCGUUGGCAGCUUCCUUGACACCCUGGCAGAUGACAUGGAUGAAUACGGCCCCUCCAGCUCGGAGUCGGUCAUCUGCUCGGCGACACCGCUGGCCUCUGAGGCGGCCGGAUGCUGCAGUCGGAUAGUGGGUGGUGCUGGUGUGGGACCGAAGUCUAGAAACAUGGUUUCUGGGGCUAAUGGGGACGGGGUUGAGACUGCCGUAGAGGUUAAAAGUGGAACGGAGGUUAAAGCCAAGGCAGGGGGUGCUGUGAAUGGAGUGGCAGCACCAGGGAAACCAGCAGUGUCUGGCAAUGCCCCCCAAGCCAAGUCUGAUGGCCCCAAACAAGAGGCUCCCACUUGGACCAAGGCCAUAGAGAUGGGUAAGAACAUUUCCCUUGCUAAGGACAAUUCUCAGACACAGGCCAUUAAGAUCAACCGUAUGCAAGAGAAGUCAGCCAAGCAAAUAACUAGUGCUGCUGACUCGACCCAACCCUGCCUCACUGACAAGAAUGGGAAGAGCCAGAGCCCCAAAUUUAAACCCUACAUUAACGGAAAGAUCGACUUGGAGACUUGCAAAAUGAAUGGCAAAAUCCACCUGGAGUACGAUGCGCACUGGCGGUGGGUGCAAUCGCAAGAGGAUGUGACGUUUUUGUGAGAAGGUCAACGGCAGUAGUGACUCAUGGCACUAUUCACAGCUCCCUCGGCAGUGUCAUGAUCCAUAGGUUGGACAAAGACAAGGUAUUGCGAACUUGAGUGGACCGGCUGCAUGCACACUUUGCACAAAGCGAGGCCUAAAAUCGAACUUGGGCUUCACAUUG
This is a messenger RNA of Lampris incognitus (smalleye Pacific opah), 1237 nucleotides long. RefSeq names its product leucine rich adaptor protein 1 (gene lurap1). The record is from RefSeq and is a predicted model, not a curated record. Lineage: Eukaryota; Metazoa; Chordata; Actinopteri; Lampriformes; Lampridae. The transcript is spliced from 3 exons. Gene Ontology annotation, biological process: positive regulation of cytokine production; positive regulation of canonical NF-kappaB signal transduction. The coding region runs from base 1 to 1074 and encodes 357 amino acids.